Molecule: messenger RNA, 1011 nt
Organism: Alternaria arborescens
Lineage: Eukaryota; Fungi; Ascomycota; Dothideomycetes; Pleosporales; Pleosporaceae
Exons: 1
Coding region: 1-1011 (336 amino acids)
Source: RefSeq, a predicted model, not a curated record
AUGAUUUCCAAGAUCCAAGCCGCUGCCAUCCUUGGCUCCCUUGCUGCCUCCGUCAGCGCCCACGGUCACUUGUCUGCCAUCAAAGUUGACGGCAAGGACUUCACCGCCUACGACCCUUCUUUCCAGUACCAGAGCCCUCCUCCCGAGGUCAUUGAGUGGUCUUGCCCCGAGUGCCAGGACAACGGUUUCGUCGACCCCUCCAUGUACGACGAUGCCACCAAGAUUGCUUGCCACAAGGACGCAACUGCCGGUGCCAAGGUCGCUGAGGUCGCUGCCGGUGGCAAGCUCGACAUUUCCUGGACCACCUGGCCAGAGUCCCACGUCGGCCCCGUCAUCGACUACCUCGCUAAGGUCGACGAUGCCACCGCCGCCAAGUCUACCGACCUUGAGUUCUUCAAGAUCGACGCCGCUGGUUUCUCGGACGGCAAGUGGGCUUCUGACAAGCUCAUCGCCAACAACAACACCUGGUCCGUGACCAUCCCAGACAGCAUCGCCCCCGGUGACUACGUUCUCCGUCACGAGAUCAUCGCUCUCCACUCCGCUGGACAGGAGAACGGUGCCCAGAACUACCCCAAGUGCAUCAACUUGAAGGUCACCGGAUCCGGUACCGCUACCCCCGCUGGUACUCCUGCCAACAAGCUCUACACUGCCACCGACCCCGGUAUCAAGGUCAACGUCUACGGUGGUGACAUGUCCAGCUACGAGAUGCCCGGUCCCGCUCUGUUCGACGGUGCCAGCUCCGGCUCUGGCAACGCUUCUGCCCCUGCUGCUAAGCCCUCUGCCACUACUCCUGCCGCUUCAUCAUCUGCGCCCGCUGCUACCAGCGCCGCCCCUGCUAAGGUUGUCGCCACUCCUGCUGCUUCCUCCGCUGCUGCCCCUGCCUCCACCGGCGGCGCCAGCAUCGCCGACAAGGAGUUCACCCUCGACACCUUCAUUGCCUGGCUCGAGGAGAAGGCUGGCUCUUCGUCCAGCCAGAAGGUCCGCCGCCACCCCCGCGCUUUCCGCGUUUAA